Molecule: messenger RNA, 2740 nt
Organism: Camelina sativa (false flax)
Lineage: Eukaryota; Viridiplantae; Streptophyta; Magnoliopsida; Brassicales; Brassicaceae
Source: RefSeq, a predicted model, not a curated record
GUCGUUGCUCAAGGAUUAAAAGAAACAACUUUUUUUUAUCAUUUUUGCGCAGUCUUAACUCAAGUGUCUUUUUUCUCCGACGAGGUCACCGGCGCUAGCGGCGGAGGACGUUCUACUUCAGGUUUCUGGUGGUCAUGGAUACAAGGAAGGUUACAGUCUUCUGUUAUUGGAAUGGUUGCAUCAAAGAUGGUUACGAUGGUCCAUUCUAUGAAGGAUCAAGUCCAAGAGCAAUCAAAGUUGACAGCAAAAUCGAACUAUCCCAGUUGUUGGAUGAUCUGCAUCGAGUUACUGGUUUUGAAAAGGGAAAGUUUCAGAUUGAUUUGAUUGGUAGGUACCCUUCCAUUGUUCAACAACAGAUGGUCAAGUAUGUGCGUUUGCCCAUUGUGGAUGAUUGUAGUUUGAUGAUAAUGCUGGAGGUUCUAAGUCACCAUCCUUCUAUCAACAAUGUGGAGUUGUAUCUAGAGGUCAAACCGGUUUCUGAUCAGGCGACUCGAAAGCGUUCUCGACAAGAGGAUACUUUUUUUGAUGGGAGUGUGAGAGAUAACACAUUAGGAAUUCCACUGGAGCAUAAUAGCAACGGGUGGAUUGAAGAUGAUGAGAAUUUGGAUGAUGAAGACUGUGGAAUUGGUGGUGGUAAAGCGACUGCACAAAAGGAUUUUAGGAUGACAAAGCCAGGUCUAAUGAAAGGGCUCUGCGAUAGUGUCUCAAAGAAGGUGAUGUUCUCUAGUUCAUGGCUCGAUGAACGUGAGUUGCAUGUUGGGAUGGUUUUUAGAGAUAAAGUUGAACUGGAGAAAGCAGUGGAGUUGUACUCUAAUAGAAGACAACGUGAGUACAUCGCGUACGAAGACAAUAUAUUCACGUGCAAGAAAAGGAAAGUCUGCGGGUGGGUUCUCAAGGCAGCUGAAACGAAGAGCCAUGGCUUUGAGAUAACAGAAUAUACAGAUGCACAUACUUGUAAGCCAGUAGAUGUGGGCUCAGAUUUUCUUGCAGGUGAAAUCAAAGGUCUACUAAAAGCUCAGCCCUCGCUCUCAAUUGCAGAGCUGAUUAAGUGGGUGAAAAAAGAAUUUGGCUACGGAGUUUCGGAUGAUAGUAUGCGGAAUGCUAAAAAGAAAGCGAUCAUUGCAAUCUUGGGAGAUUUGGACAAGAGUUUUAGCGUGUUGCCAAAGUUCAUGGCAGCUCUCUGCUCAUCUAAUAAGAUGCUUUUAGAUUGGCAAUAUGAUAGUUUCUCUGAUCGCAGAGAUGCAUCCUUUCGUUCUGUGUUUUUUACGUUUCAGCAGUCAGUUGAAGGGAUUCCUCACUGCAGACCUCUCAUUUUAGUGGAUACGGUGGACUUGAGUGGCAAAUACCCUGGGAAAUUGUUGGUUGCAGCUGGGUUAGAUGCUGAAAACAGUCUUUUCCCACUUGCGUUUGCGAUUACUACCGAAGAAAGUUUGUCAGCUGAUACUUGGCGUUGGUUCUUUGCGUGCAUCAAAAAGAAAGUGACGCAAAGGGAAGGCCUUUGUCUGAUAACAAGUCUGAGUCCUGACAUCGCUGCAGUUGUUAAGGAACCUGAGUGUCAGUGGGUGCAACACCGGUUCUGUCUUAGGCAUCUGUGCUUCAAGUUUUAUGAUGUUUUCAAUAACAAUCUCAUGACAGAGUUUGUAUACAAGGCUGGAUCCACGAAAUACAUAUCAAUCUUUGACAAGUACUUGAAGAAAAUCGAAGAGAUGAAUCCGGAGGCUCGGAAAUGGUUAGACCAGAUACCUCUGCACCAAUGGGCUUUGGCUCACGAUAGUGACAGGCUGAGAUACGGGAUCAUGACUACAAACUUAAUCUUUACAACUUACAGUUUUGUAAACAAGUCCCGUGAUCUUCCAAUCACAGCCUGCAUCUUGCUAAUCUUUGAUCACCUGGCAGAGCUUUUCAAAUCGCGACAUGGUCUUCUCGAGGAGUCUCUAAAGAACAGAGGAGAGGUGUAUGCUAAACAUGUCAUGAAAAAGCUAGAAGAGUACAAGUUAGCCUCUAGAACACUCGACGUAUUGCCUAUAGACCAGACUGCAGAGAGGUUUCAGGUCACAAAAGUGCUGCAAACUGUAAACAAGAAAUAUUUUGUUCACCGCAGCGAUCGAGUUUGCACGUGUCAGACAUGGCAAGUUUACAAGUAUCCGUGUUCGCAUGUGUUAGCUGUUUGCAGGAGGCUGAACUAUGACCAUUUGCAGUAUGUAAAUGACUUCUACAAGACGGAGAGUUUUCUUGGAGUUUAUGCUUCUGAGUUUAAUCCGCUUCCAGGAGUCUCCGAUUGGCCAGAAGCUUCCGAUGUUACAACACUGUUUCCUGCUGGAAGUGGUCAGAUAUCAGUUGUCCUGCCAGUGGCAAGCGAGUCACCCCGCGAGAAGUCAGCUAAGCCAAAUGGUGCGGACACGGGAGCGAGUGGAGGAAGCGAAACGAGACGAUCAGGGCGACCAAAGAAGCCGAACAGUAGAUAUGUCAAAUAAGGACUUAAAUGGUAGAAAUAUGAUAGGCAUCGAGAAGAUGGUUAGUGUUUGUUUGCUUACUGAUGUUAGGGGAAACUUAGAAGGGGCGACUAAUGAGAAUUGGGUGGGAUGAACCAGUUAGGAACGAUUUUUGUUUGUUAAAGUAUGCUAGCUAACCGGGUUAAUGUAGGUCUUUUGAAGGUGUAUAAAACAACUCAAAAGUAGGUUUUUGUUGUUGUACGGAGAUGUACUUUUGUAUUUUGUUCCUUUUGAGUUGUGUGUAUUUU